Messenger RNA from Protopolystoma xenopodis, 360 nucleotides. NCBI's taxonomy places the organism in Eukaryota, Metazoa, Platyhelminthes, Monogenea, Polystomatidea, Polystomatidae. The record is from the annotation of a GenBank genome assembly.
AUGAUUCAUUGCAAGGUCUCAACGACGCGAUUGAGCAAGGAAAAAGAAGCCGAAAUGCGCAGUUGCUGUAUGGCAGAUAGAUGCAUGCGGAUCGCAUGUCCUAGCAAAUCUUAUAGAGAACUUGACACUGGAUUAAAGCGAGUUUCAACUACUACUUACACCUAUUUUGGCAUCAGACUGUUGCGCUUUCACGAGCAGAUAGGUAUGCAUCUGUGGGUAAAGUUGAGGACAAUCGAGAUGGACGGAAAUGCGUACAAUGUUGGGUUACUUCCUUGGACCUCCUCAGAUGAUACUCAACAAUAUGUUGAUUUAGGUGAGGGUCAAAAUUUGCAUGCUAUGAAAAGAUUCAACGUCCAAUAA